Molecule: messenger RNA, 10610 nt
Organism: Paramuricea clavata
Lineage: Eukaryota; Metazoa; Cnidaria; Anthozoa; Malacalcyonacea; Plexauridae
Source: the annotation of a GenBank genome assembly
AUGGAAUUAAUAUAUAUAUAUAAGGUAUAUGGCUCGACUAGUUUAGUUAGUUUGCUGAUGUAUUCGUCGAAAUUGUCUUUAUUUUCACGGUUAUUGAACAUAUAUACUGCAUCGGUAUAUCUGUAACAUCUCGACAAUCAAACUAAACAUUAGAGACGAUAUACACAUGCGAUUUAAUUCAAUAUUUGUGAAACCGAACACGAUUUUCAACUAAUACGUUACCGUGGGAAAAACGAGCAAGCCAUUAAGUUAUAAUAAUUAUUCAUUUGAAUAUCACAUGCACAAGUCAAAAUAUCUCAACAACAAAAAUUAAAAAUUUUCUCUCGCUUAAUUAAGAGAUUAAAAAUUUUCGUUUUAUCUGCACUUUUAUAAAUACAAGUUCCAGCUAUCUCUCGCUAGCUGUUAAACAUUAAUAUUUCGGUUUAAAAUUUCUUUAUACUUUCAAUCAUUAACUACGCGUCGUGUUUUAUAUGUGAUAAAACACGAUUAACGUACAAAUUCUUAUAACUAAUUCCCUACAAUCAAGUGCCAAAAUAAUGAGACGUUUCAAUGUUUUAUCCCGAGUCUUUUUGAAUUCAUGCCCUCUACCCCCGUAGACAAUGUUGAGGAAAUGUUUGAGCUAACCCUCUGCCCUAAUGUCAUACAACAUUGUUAGGGACGUCGGGAAGCCAUCAACAUUGGGAGGGGAGUGUCGUCAUGUUUUGACCAACAUUUCCUAAGAUUUUGACCAAGUCGUAGGAAUGUUUCCCGAAAAUGUUGUCAAAAAAAUUUUCCGGACUAACAUAAGCAUAUUCAAAAAUUUUCGACCAAGAUAAGCAAGGCUUCCAAUUUUUUCACCGCAAACAUAACAAAAGCUUCAAAAUUGUUAAAAUUGCGAACCAUUUCAUAACUUUGAGCAACUUCGACCAUCUUUUAUCCCAAACUUUGACCGCAUUUUUCCGAGUUUUACCUUCAAUUUUAAGCAAAUAUCAGUUCCAUUUUGACCAACUUUGGGCAAAUAUCAGUUCCAUUUUGAACAACUUUGACCAACGUUUGAAUUAUUGGGGGGGGCUGUUACAUCCCCCACACACCCCUAUAGCGACGUCCCUGGCCUAAACAUUGUCUCGGAGGGAAAGAAGGGGGCGUAAUUGUUGUUUGGUUGACACGUGAUUCUUGGCUUGAUUUACUAAACCAAUUCAAUCCCUCAUUAUAAUUAAGUUGUGACGCCAUAUUGAAGCACUUUAAUGAAUGUCAGUUCAAGUUAAAUACAGCAAUCUCUUACUCCUUGAACCAUAUUCCUGUCUAUAAUCUUUGAUACUCCUAAUUCCAAUCCUUACCCUAACUUAACCCUGAUCUUAUCUUUAUCAUGAUAACCCUGGAGCGAAGAGAAUUCGGCGAAAUAUUACCCUCAGUGAUGAUAUUCAUCACUGAGGGUAAUAUUUCGCCGAGUCCCCCGAGCGGAGGGUCUAUAAAUGAUAUAUUAUACCGAGAAUUAAAAGCCUCCAAGUUGAGCGGACAUAUAAAACUUGCCACAUACCCUGGUGAAUGCGAUGUUUUAUUUUUGGAUUAACGCAAGUAUCGUCGCUUUUCUUUCGAAUCACAUAUCGCUUGGAAUAUUGAUGAUAACAUUUUUCAAACUUUCUUCAAAAAAACGACGUCUUUUUAAAAAUUAAUAAGUAUAAAAACGUAAUAUUAAGUAGUAUAUUUUGUCGGCUAUCUUGUUUGCGUGAUCGCCGCACGUGGUUACGCGAAUCAUGUCUGACCCGGAUGACAUGAUCAAAUUGCCAUGUUAUAUGAAUCAGUCACCCGCUUACGUCAAAUACGAUGACGUAAGGCACGAUUUGAUGAUAAAUUUCAUACUCGCGUGGCACAAACUUAGCUUUCUGAUUGGACACUUUGAAUUUGAAGUAUAAUAUACAUACUUUAUCCAACUUCCCAUUUUAAUUCCUGACCCCUCAUGCAUUCCUAACCCGAUAACAUUUUGAAACUGUGCAAAGUUGUUACGCCAAAUUUUGAGGCAUUUCAAUGAAAGUUAUAUCCCAAAUUUUGUUUCUUAGAUAUUUAAAGACCGCAGUCCAUUGAACCACCGUAGUAAAUAUAAUGACAUCAUCCUUUUACUCACGGAUGGUGAACCUAACGGUGCUAGGAACGUGACACAAAAGACCAUCGCUCAAGCGCAGAUAUUAAAAGACAGAGGAGUGCUAAUAAUUGGGUUGGGGGUUGGCUCUGUCAAUAUGACAACACUGAGAGCGAUUUCCAGCCCAGGAGAAGCAGCACUGGCAACAUUUGAUAAUAUUCAUACGAAAUUAGCAAGACUUGUCGCUGGAUCUUGUCAACAAGUUGAACCCGGUCCAAGUACGAUUAGUAUUAAUUUGAGCUAAUUUAACUUUUGUCGUGCAUGUUCUAGACUGCCCUCCCCAGAAGUCAAGUACUGAAAGGUCCAGACAAUAUUUCUGAAAAAUAUUUCCAAGUUUAUAAACAAACUGCUGGGAAGUUUGCCGUGAGGUUUUAGUUAACCUAUGAUUAAGCAAAUGGCCGUUGCAACAGGAAAUGUGACCCCCUCCGGGCUAAAUUGCCUAGGAAAGUUGUCCCUCGGGCCAUAUUUUCUAGAAAAUAUGCCUCCCCCCACCCCCUUUAGGACCGAACGGUUAGAAGCAGAUUACUCACGAAAGUGAAAAUUAAUUAUAUGCAACCAAAUGUGUUAUACUGUCGGCCGUUAGUUUUCAAUUAUAUGUGCUACAUUUAUGAAGGAAUGUGGAAAUUAGUCGGGAUUAAACUAUGAGCCGGUUUUCCACUGGGCGGAAUUUUGCGCGCGGAGCGGAAUUUUUCUUUGUCUUUUCUAAUGAGUUCCACCCGAGAAAUCACAAGACAAAGAACAAUUCCGCACUGCACGCAAAAUUCCGCCUAAUGAAAACCGGACCGGCUUAACGUCCAAAAUGAAAUUCGAAUUAUAUAUAGUACAGUAUCUGAAAUGAGUUCUGAUAGAGUUUGCAUGUUCGAGAUAUUCUGGUGAGUUUGGAGUAAACUAGGAACGUUUGUGCCUCAAAUUAUAUGUGUGAUUGUUCUUUGGGGGUAAAAGUUUAUAAAGUUUGUCAUCUGGCCUGGAUUUGAUCUUACUGAAUCAAACAGCUGCGAUAUAAUGAGCUAUAAUGAUAAUGAUAUUAAUGAGUUAUACACAACAAGUUUUGAAGUGCCAACUACAUGCGCCCAUGCCAUAAUUAUCCUAAGAUUUUUAAAAAACUGGAAGACAAAACUAUGGUCUGAAAAGUGUUAGUCAAUAUAUUUCUAGAUGUUGCAACCGCGCGAAAACUAAAUAAUGAUAUUUGCUUUUAAGUAACCAUCAUGGGUUGCAUGCGUAGUAUAUGCGUCAGGAAUUUCCAAACGUAGUUUUGAAACAAAACUUGAAGACAAAACUAUGAUCCGAAAAGUGUUAGUGACAUGUGCUAUUCGAUUUACUCCAAACUCACCAGACUAUCUCAAACCUUACUUCGAAUUUCAUUUUGGACGUUAAUCCCGACUAUUUUCCACUUUCCUUCAUAAAUGUAUAGCACAUGUAAUCGAAAACUAUUAAACGGUAUAAUACAUUUAGUAAUUGCAUAUAAUUUUCACUUUCAUGAAUAAUCUUCUUCUAAUAGACAUGUUUAUGCAGGGAGGUUGGCAAAUUUCCUGGCGGACACCAGUUUUCAAACAACUGGCCCCCAGUGUUUUAAGGGACCGGUCAUAAAGUAACUGCAAGGGUGGGCCGAAGGGAAAAAUAGGUUUACCAAAAAAUAACCCGGUGGCCCAUCCUGAGUACCUUGAAAAAAUUUCAAAGCCCAUCGUAGGUCAUUGGAAAAAUUUCACGACUCAUCCUGCUCUUCAUGAAUAUGUACAGUAUAGCAGUCAUUUUGAUCAAACCAUGCACUGAGUCACUUUCUCAUAACUUUACAGAACAAAUUAAUUGGUUAUAGUAUGUAUUGAGUGCAAUUAUGCAAACAGGCUAUCCGUGUUUCAUAGCCCAUCCAUUUCCACAAAAAACAAAUUGAUGACCCACCCAAACUGAUGAAAAUAAUUUCAUGGCCCAUCCUUAUUUCUUCCGGCCCAUCCUAGCAGUUACUUUAUGACCAGUCCCUUACCACUAGAAAAAGUUACAGCAAGUAAGGAGUAUCCCUUAUUCAUCCAGGCGUACUGCAGAAGAAACCCGGAGCAUCUAGAGAAACAAGUGGUGUCUCGUAGACUUGAUCUCGAGACAUUUUCCCCCUUGUGAAUAAGUUAUAAUAAUUUUACGUAUCCUUCCCUCUCAUGACAUUGACUAGAAGCAGAUCGGAUCAUAUGAUCACCAUUUAAUUAUCUUGGUAUGACUAACACAAUUACACAAGAGAAAAUAUUUAGACGAGUAAUAAGAAAAAGCGCGACCACAAUGUUAAAUGAUUUGCGAACAAAUCAUAAUAAGUUCUUUGUAGGUUUGCAUGGCGAUAAAACAUAUAAAUACUGUACUUUUUGUUUGUGUAAACACCACGUAAAUUUAUUAUUACAAAGCUUUCGAUCCGUAAGCCCGGAUCUUCAUCAGUGAUCUUCAUCUUCAUCAUUCUUCAUCAUCUUCUUCAUAUUAUUAGCACUGAUGAAGAUCCGGGCUUACGGAUCGAAAGCUCUGCAGUAAUAAAUUUACAUGAUGUUUCCACAAACGAAAAGUAUUAUAUGAACAAAUCAUACUUGAUAUUUUCCAAAUAAUUAAUUUCAUCUAGUAAUGUAAAGAUGAAAUAUGGACGCAAUAUCAUCUGUGCAGACGUACUGUAGAUAUGGUUUGUGCAUGCAUUUUGCUAUUAAACAACAUAUAUCGUAGAUCUUUCUCCCUGUUUGUCCAGACAGAUUAUCCGUUUUUAUAGUAUGUAAACCACAACAUUAAUUUCUUUCUCAGCUUGUAAGUGUCCGGCAGUGGAGCUUGGCGAUCAGUUUAUUCUUGAAUCUGACAGCUCAUCACGGCAAGUAUCAUGGGAUAGACCUCAACCAAGCUGCAGCGAUUCAAACGCCAAAGUUUCUCUGACGAGUGUCGAACCAAUUGUCCAGUCUGGAGACUUGUUUCAUGUUGGUCGACAUAAUAUAGAGUACACAUAUAGUGUGAGCGAGACACCAGGGUCUGAGGUGAAGUGUGAUAUCAGUUUUGAAGUUAUUAAAGGUUUGUAUAAUCAAAAUAUUUAAAAAGUUCUUAAUGGCCACACCACAUGUAACAAUACUGGCACUCAGUGACAGUGGCGGUGGAACAGGUUUUGUUUGAAGGGAGGGGGGAUAGUUUUUAGCUAAGUUUGGUACCGCAGCGCAGUUUUCAACUAAGUGCCAAUACGUCAUGGGAAAAAACAAUCUAACUGUAAUAGCAGUAGCGUGGAAAGAUAUUUAAAGUCAGGUAUGCUGAAAACUAUGGGGUCCGGAAGCAUACUCCCCUGGGAAAAAAAUUGAUGCUCGGAAAUGCCAUUAACUGUACCUUCUGAAGUUUGGACGGCAAACAUGCUACAAAUAAUGGCUUCAUAAUGAAUCAACAGGUUUUCAUCGGUUUGAUGACUUGGUGGGGGCUAAAAUCGCCGGCAAAUUAGCAUAGUUCAAUGGAAAAAGCUCACUCUUUUUAAACAAGACAUGUACGACUUGAUCUACUUUAGGGUGGCUUAGCCCCUGUGAAAAUUGUUAUACUGCAUGAUGCCUAAACGCUAGCGCUCUCAGUUUAAAUUCACUUGGGGAUUAUUUCAUUAACUAUAUAAUGUUGGAAAGUUUGUUCACUUUGCUUUUCAAGCAUCCAUCAAGAAUCUUCGUGUUACUGUCUUACUCUGAUCGUGCUUUUUUCUUGGAGGGGUGGGGGCUUAGCCCGUCCACCACUUUUACUUCUUGGGGUUAGGCUAUAGUCACCCUUGCCCCAGAACCUGUUCCGACGCCCCUGCUAUACGAUCCAGUGACCGUUCUCCAUACCAACAACUGUAUAAUGAGUCUGUGGAAAUCAUGGAACUCAAAUGAUUAGAGGAAAAUCUCUCAGGUGCUCUUCCGUAAUUGACUAAACAGUAUGACCAUGAGGUCCCAUUCGCCCCGUGCCUCUCUUCCACCCGAUUCCCCAUUUUUGCGUCAAGGUGGGAAAAAUGUACGCCUGAUAUUCAGGUUACGUUCACACGGAUAAAUAUGAAACCAUUUUGCCUCUCGCGAUCGCAUGAACUGAGCUAAGAAUGAGCUAGAGAAUCAACCUGAAACCGUAAUUUCAGGUCAUGCAGAAAAGGUAGUUGGUCUCUCAUAUAGUGGAUGUAAAUAGUAAACAGGUUUGGAUUAUCCCAAGACAAAUUUCCAUUCAUUGUAAAAGUCCGGAUUGGGCAUUUUGUUGCGCAUAUCAGGUGUAAAUGCACCAUAUCAGGCCUCUCAGGCCUCAGUAACACAGUUACUGUAAUACUUCUUCGGCAGAUGUGAGUCUUGAAUAAAUAAAAGUCCUUAAGGCAAGGCAUAUUUUAAUACCAUGGACUGGUGGGGCAUUUGCCCCACUGGGCCUUUUCUUCUGCCCCACCACUGAAGAAAAAAAAUGAUCUAUUGCCCCAAAGCCAUGCAGGGCCCUAAGUCCUGUAUUGAGUAAAUGAGUUCAACCGACAUUGAAAAGAAGUUUAAAAAACAAAAUUUGUUGGUGAUUAUACUUAAACUUAUGUUGUGUUUGAAUAUUUAGCAUGCAAUUUAUCACAAAUUUCACCAUUAAAACUUUGUUUUAAACAGCUGAAAUUUUUUUAAAAAUGUGUUCUCAGAAUGCAGGAAAUGACAGUUUCAGAGACCCAAAUUUUAAAAAUUUCUUAGGGGCUAUGGCCCCAGACCUCCACAGCUAACUCGUGCCUACGGUACUCGGCUCACACCUUCGGCGAUUUCAUAUACUAUCCUGGGGGGAGGGCAAGGAGAGAAUGGGUCCUUUUUGGCAGUUUCGCUCCACCACUUAAGAAUCCUUAAAAAAUGCACUGCAUUAAGGCGCUGUUACAAUAUGCAACUUGCAAUUGUCUCGGAACUUAUCUCACAAUGUUAAGAAAUACGAUUUCAGCAUUGCAUUGCAAGGGAUGUUACACCAAGCAGUAUGUGUCCCAUGCAACUUGCAAUGAUAACAGUAUAAAAACUGCGAGUGCUAACGUUUGGUGCCAGAUUGACAGUCAAAAGCCAAUAGGAAUGGCUUCAGUGUAUAAACAUUGCGAGACUAGUAGCAAGACAGAUGUUACACUGUGCAAUGCUUAAAAAAUGCGUUGCCGCAAUUCUUGCAAAAAGUAGAACCUGAUUCUACUUCGUGCAAUGGUUGUUGCAACAAUAAUAUUGCGAGACUUGUUGAUUGGGAGACAUGAUACACCUUGCAAUUUCGCGUGCAACUUGUGUCGCAACAAAAUUGCGAGACAAAUAUUCGUAUGAUAUUUCGCUCGUACGCGUCAGCUAUAUUCAUCCAUUUUUACUAUGAAACCAAUUUUCGUCUAAGGGGCAAACAUGUGCCGUGGCAAGGCUUACUCGGUUGGACAGGACGUUUGUUGCUGUGGGCAGAUACAUGAAAAGAAAUAUAACUAUCAAUGCUGUGGCACUGAUUAUUUCUCGAAAUCCAUCCAACGGUGUUGUCCAGUGUCAACUUUACGAAAUAUAAAUCAGUCGUGCAUUGAUCCUCGUAAGUAUGGAAAACACAGGUGGCAGAUGCGGUCACUUCCGCUGCCCCUUACUACUGUGUUAGGCUACUAGGUGUGGAAUUGUUUCUUGAUGCGGACUGCCCAGCUCUAACUUGAUUUGCUUGAAUAUACUUGCAUGUAAGUAGAGCUGUGGUUGGUUUUCAGCUCUGCUUUGAGGGUUUUUCUCCAAAAGUACUCCGUUUUUUUCCCCUCACCAAAAUCUGACUAAAAUACCUUCCACUUCAGUUGUCAUCCGUGAUCAGAGAUGAUCCCUUGGGGGCAGCGAGAGGCACCUAGCUAGUAAGCUCUAAACGCUUUAUUAUACAAAAAACUGUAAAACGGGCACCCCUCCCAAUAAAAAGGACUCGCCUCAAAAGUGCAAACUUCUUUGAUUUAUAGAAUUAGGUAAAUGUAAGAGAGUUCAGUAUCACCGAUUAUUAACAUUUUUGACGAAGGUAGUGAAACGGUCGGAUAAGUAAGGCUACCACUUUGUGACCAUACUCUACAGCAGACUUAACAUAUAACCCUAAUUGCAAAUGUUCAUUAUACAUGAACGAUUUUCAGUCCUGGUGCGGUCUCGAUCCAUAGCACUCGCCUGUGUUGUAUCAGGUAACUAGAUUAAAGAUAGCUAAUAAAACUAUUUGCUGACCAGUAAACAAUGGACCUUAGCGCCGGUAUUCUAAAAGCUCACACUCAAUGAGUGAAGGUUCAAUCUGAGCUUCUCUCGAGUGUCAAUGCUGUUUUUGAAUAGCAGGAGGGUGAGCAGUCACACAGUAAGGUACGACACUAGCCCUCCAGCUAUUCAAAAACAGCAAUGACACUCGAGAGUGUGAGUGUGAGUGAGCUUUUAGAAUACGGGCGUAGAAGUACUUAUGUCACAUAAUUUUCAAACAAUGAAUUAUUGACCCAAAAGUAUCCCACAAUGCUCUAUGCAUUCCAGAAGACCUCUGUAUUGAAAAUUACGUGUCGUAUAGGCACUUCUAAGGUCUAUUGAUAUGAACUUUUUCACGGUAUUCGUAUUCUUAUUACUGUCGUUCCAAUUGAAGUGUUCCUCAAAUAUUGAUUCAAUACAUUACCUCAGGCUGCCCAAUUCAUUUCAUCAAGUUCCUCGAGAUAUUCAUACGCUUCCUGUGAAAGAGCCAAUUCCAAGAAUUUGAUCAUUUCUGGUCACUUUCUUUCUAUUUAUGAUUGGUUAGUUGCACAAACAACAAAGGUGAUUGGUGCAUUCAAACUAUUCAACAGGAAGUUUACAAUUAUACUAGGAAGUGUAUGAAUAUUUCGAGGAAUUUGAUCAAAUGAAUUGGUCAGCCCGAGGUAAUGUAUUGAAUCAAUAUUUGAAAAACACUUCAAUUGGAACGACAGUAAGGUUAUAAUUCAAAUGUGACUAACUUGCUGUUUUCCAUUUCGCAAAACUUCUGCAGUUUUGUAUUCACUACUCACUGUAUUAUAUGAGCCCACAUGUGGCGAGUAGACCAUCAAUCAGAUUGCACUUGCAGAAUAAUUCAAUGCAGUGGACAGUUUAUAUCUCUCCAUCUCUAGCAUGCAAAUGUCUAGCAGUGAAUCUUGGUACAAGGUACAUGAAAGAGGGUGAUCUUACGAUUAGUGUCACGUGGGCUGUGCCACGCCCGACAUGCGGUGGACGAUUACGAACAAUAACACCAGACGCCCGUCCUGGACAGAUGGUUAAACCUGGGGAGUAUAGAGUAGACUACCUGUACCAGACCACCAACAGAAAUGAUAUCACGUGUACCGUUCGUUUCGAAGUCAAAGGUUUGUAAAUCCUAUUAUUUUUAUCCUAAACUGUUUAACUCGGGUUUUUUCGCCAAUCGAAGUCAUUAGCCAUAUUUUUACUUUUGGUAAAUUUGCCUUAUAAUUUUGUGAAUGCAACGUCUCUAAAAGGUCAGGACUGUUUUUGAGCCUAGUAAAACAAAAGUAGCAAAUUUCCAAUAGUUAAGCUAUAAAAGUUACACUACUACUUUAUGGCUGAUAGUCGGUACUACAUUGCCAUGACAAAGCGGACUGUUCACACAUAAAAAAUUACUGCUUAUUGUGCUAUCUACACUAGAAGUAUUACCUGCAUUGGACCCCACGUUUACGAUAUUAAAAUCGUAAUAUUCGGCACAGUACUUGUGACUCAUUCCUGAUCUCGUGUCCUUUCUCUAGAAUGCAGUUGUCCACUGCCAGUUCUGAAAACGUUUAGGGUAACCCCUGGUGAAACGACCACCGCUGUAACAUGGACAGCCCCGCUAUCCACAUGUUCCGAAGCAAUAAGAAAGACUGUAUUAGCACCUCAAGUUACACCGGGACAGUUGUUUGCCAUUGGCCAACACACGGUCGUAUAUACAUACAACAUAAAUGAUCAGUUUGAUCACCGAUGUGCAGUUAUGUUUGAAGUAAGAGGUAGGUUAUUUAAUACUAUUGAUUGAAUAUAGAAACAUGAUCAAUAUACAUGUACACAUGAUACACUGUCAUAUUGUAAACAAUUACUAUUGUUGUCAUAAAAAUAACCACCGUCAUAAUGAUAACCAGCACCACUUUGAUCACAACGUACCAGCAUCAUCAUGAUCAUGUAUCAUCACUGCCUGCACAACUAAUAUCAUCACUACAGUCCUGACCACCAUCAUCAUGACCAUAGCUUCCAUCACCAUCAUCAACACCAACAUCACUAACAUAUUCACUGGCCAACAUCUGAAUCGCCAUUACAAUCAUCUGCAUCACCAAUGUGCACCAUCAUCAUCAUCACAGUCACAAUUAUCACCAUCACCACCACCAUCACAACCGUCACAAUUGUACCACAAUCACUGAUAAUAUACCGCUAUCUAUCUUCCAGGAGCUCUAUGUCGCAACAAAGGCUACAAUCCAGCAAACCAAGUAUGCUGCUGUGGUACAGUUCACAACAGAAUUCCAGGUCAUGACUGCUGUGGUCAAGACUAUUACUCAUUAACCUCCCAGCAUUGUUGCGCCAACUCAGUCAUGCGAAAUAAGGCCGUGUCUUGUCCAAGACAAUGA